AUGACAGUGCUGAUUGGAAGGAGACCAGAGAACCUCAGUCAGCUUUAAACUCUCUGAAACAUGAUUCAAGAUGUAAGAAAACAUUCAGCUGCUCUGAGUGUGGGAGAAAAUUUGCCUUCAAGUCACAUCUGAAGACACACAUGAGAAUCCACAAAGGAGAGAAACCUUUUAGCUGCUCUGUCUGUAAGAAAUCUUUUACACAGAGUGAAAAUUUACGGUCACACAUGAGAACUCACACAAGAGAAAAGCCUUUCAGCUGCUCUGAGUGUGGUAAAGCUUUCUCUAAUAGUGGAAACCUGAAGAAACACAUGAUAACUCACACAGGAGAAAAACCUUUCAGCUGCUCAGUCUGUAAGAAAUCUUUUACACAGAGUGGAACUUUACGGUCACACAUGAAUAUCCACACAGGAGAAAAAUCGUUCAGCUGUUUAGUCUGUAAUAAAUCUUUUACACAGAGUGGACAUUUAAGGUCACACAUGGCAGUCCACACAGGAGAGAAAAGAUUCAGCUGCAGUGUUUGUAACAAAAGAUUUGCCUGGCGUUCUGAUGUCAAAACACAUAAAUGUGUUGGUCAGAUGGAAACAGAAGCUGAUGGAGAGGACUGUGGAGGACCAGAACCAGCCAGGAACUCACAUCCACUUUUCCAACCAGAAACUGAAGACCAGGCUGGAGACUCUUCUGAACCUGAGACUGAUGACAGUGCUGAUUGGAAGGAGACCAGAGAACCUCAGUCAGCUUUAAACUCUCUGAAACAUGAUUCAAGAUGUAAGAAAACGUUCAGCUGCUCUGAGUGUGGGAGAAGAUUUGGCUUCAAGUCACAUCUGAAGAGACACAUGAGAACUCACACAGGAGAGAAACCUUUUAGCUGCUCUGAGUGUGGUAAAUAUUUCACUUAUAGUGGGACCUUGAAGAAACACAUGAGAACUCACACAGGAGAGAAGAGAAAACCCUUUAGAUGCUCACUCUGUAAGAAAUCUUUUUCACAAGGUGGACAAUUACAAACACACAUGAGAAUCCACACAGGAGAAAAACCUUUUAGCUGCUCUGAGUGUGGUAGAGCUUUCACUGAACGUGGACACCUAAAGAGACACAUGAUUACUCACACAGGAGAGAAGCCUUUUAGCUGCUCAGUUUGUAAUACAUCUUUUACACAGAGAGGAAGUUUACAAAAACACAUGAGAAUCCACACAGGAGAGAAGCCUUUCAGCUGCUCUGAGUGUGGUAAAGCUUUCACUGAACGUGGACACCUGAAGAAACACAUGAUGACUCAUUCUGGAGAAAAACCUUUCAGCUGCUCAGUCUGUAAGAAGUCUUUUACACAGAGUGGACAUUUAAGGUCACACAUGGCAGUCCACACAGGAGAGAAAAGAUUCAGCUGCAGUGUUUGUAACAAAAGAUUUGCCUGGCGUUCUGAUGUCAAAAGACAUAAAUGUGGUGGUCAGAUGGAAACAGAAGCUGAUGGAGAGGACUGUGGAGGACCAGAACCAGCCAGGAACUCACAUCCACUUUUACAACCAGAGACUGAAGACCAGACUGGAGACUCUUCUGAACCUGAGACUGGUGACAUGGAAUAAUGUUUGUGCCUUUAAGUCCAAGCAAAACUUCUCAAGUAUCAAACAAAAAUCUUUAUGUAUCAACAUCUAGAUAGAAGUCAUUAUAUUGUGUGGUAGGAACAAGUACACUCUUAUUUUAAA
Sander lucioperca (pikeperch) is the source of this 1694-nucleotide messenger RNA. Its product is annotated as gastrula zinc finger protein XlCGF57.1-like. NCBI's taxonomy places the organism in Eukaryota, Metazoa, Chordata, Actinopteri, Perciformes, Percidae. The transcript is spliced from 2 exons. The coding region runs from base 141 to 1574 and encodes 477 amino acids. Gene Ontology annotation, biological process: negative regulation of transcription by RNA polymerase II; regulation of immune system process; regulation of cytokine production. The record is from RefSeq and is a predicted model, not a curated record.